CAGCAUUGCAGGGUAGUAUAUGAGUGUGUGUGAGUGAGUGAGUGAGUGUGUGUGUGUGUUAAUCCAGCACAGCAGUCUUUAAACAGGGAAACACACUCUCUCUCUCCUCAGUUUGAGCUUCGGUGCGGCUGAGGACAGAAAUCUGCCUUAAGUGUUGACUUGGAAGAACGCAAUAGAAGAAGAAGUGGACAAAGAAGAAGAAGAAGAAGACAAAGAAGAAGAAGGAACGAUGUCCCACGCUCUGCAGAGGAGGAACUCCAACAAACAGGGUCUUCAGACCCUGAUGAGGCUGACGGCUCAGAGGAGCGUCGAGGAUGCCGAGGAGGUGGAGCGGGAGCAGCGGCGCAGAGCUCGGGAGACAUUGCGGCCCGGGAAGUCGUUCCCGGAGGACAGGAUGCCAGCAGAGGACGGCAUGUAUGACGGCGACCCAAAGCCCAGCCGCUCUCUGGCUCUGGACGAGGACGAAGGCUUCAGCGACUGGACGCAGCGCCGAGAGAGACGGAGGCAGCAGCGUCUGCAGGAGCUCAGCCAGGGAGGCGAGGAGGACGAGGACGAAGAGGAGGACGCCAUAAAUCGAGCCGUUCCGGAGAACGCCGUCAAGGUCUCUGGUCCACUCCAGAGGCAGGAGCGCUUGAAAGGAGAUGGGCCCGGGGGGGAGCUGGAGAGGAGGAAGGAGCAGGAGGAGAAAGCCGUUCGAGCUGAGAGGGUGAGGAGGGAGGAAGAGGAGGACAGGAGAAAGGGAGAGGAGGUGAUGAACGGGAGGAAGGAUGAGAUUCAAAAGCCGAACACAGAGGUGGAGAGAAGAAAAGAGGUUCAGAUCUCCUACACAUCCAAGGUUGUUCUUCACCAUGAGCCAAAACCCGACAAUGCCAACGGAGAGGCCACCGAGGAGGAAGUGACAUCGCACAAAAAUAUCAAGACACAAAGGUCCUCCAGAGCCGUGGAGUCAGAGGAGGCGGAGACCAUCCUGGAGACAGAGCGCCGGCUAGAGAAGAUCCGGCAGGGCCUCCAGCAGAAGGGCAACCAGGAGCUGGAACAGCUGAGGCACCGACAGGUUGAGGCCGAGCAGGAGCUGGAGCAGCUGAAGAGGAGGCGGGAGGAGAGGCGGCGGGCCCGGGCCGAGGAGCAGCACCGGAGAGAGGAGGAGGAGCAUCAGCGGCUGGCCAGGGAAGAGGAGGAAAGGAGGCGCAUGAAGGAGGACAUGGAGAGGAGGAGGAUGGAGGCGGCAGAGAGGAUGAAGAGCCUGAGCACGUCCAGCGUCGACGGAGACGAGGCCUUCAGUCCCUUCAGUCCCAAGACUCCAACCAACAAGAUCUCAGAGAGAACUGAGUCGCUGAACCGCUCGCUGAAGAAAAGUCACAGCUUCAAGAAGACCCAGACCUUCGUUCUGCUGCCAAAGAUGGAUGACAAGAUGGAGCAGUACGCACACGCUGUGGAGAACUCCCAGGAGGUGCGUGCAGUGAAGGCAUCGCUGGCCGACCUGCCCAGCUCACCUGUAGUCGUCUCCUCCAAGAAGAACCUGUUUGAGGCGGGUGAAGCCUGGAGCCAGGCUCCCCCCAAGGGCCCCACCUGUAAGGACGCCGAGGGGCUGAAAGUGGGCGUGGCCAGCCGGAUCACCCAAUGGGCGAUGGGUCCAUGUGACAGCGGCCGGCAGUCGCCCGGCAAUCGGACAGAUGUGAAGCUCGGAGACGUGAUGCAGAAAAAGAACAUGUGGGAAGUUAUCGGAGACUCGACAGGACGACCGGACCAAACAGCUAAGAGCUCAGCAGCCGGUAAAAAGUACAAAUUUGUGGUCACCGGUCACGGAAAAUACGAGAAGAUGCCGGUGGACGGAGAGGACGAUUCAUAUCAUGAUGAUUACUGAGGCGUCUUCUCAUCAAGUCUGUAAGAAGCAACUGUCGGGGGACUCAAUAUUUCAUGUAUAUCUAAUAAAUACAUUUUUUGGACUCACUGAUCAUCAAAUGUCUAUUUUUACUAAAUUUCCUCUUUGUGUGUUCUGACAUUCAGUUUUGUAUAUAUAUGACUGAGCUUUAAUGUUUGGGUAUUCUUCUCCUCUACAGUUAAUAGCUGCUUUAGACAAAAAUGAUGAUGGAUCAAAAGUCGUUAUAUUCUCUGUUCUGCACUUGUGGCUAAAGAACAAUCUGAAUUGUUGUGUGAUAACACUGAAAGUAAAACAGAGAUUUGAAUAUAUCUGGUCACUUGUUACAGCCCUAAAAAAGAUGACAUUGUUUUGGCAUCUGUUACAUUUCAACAACAUUCAUUACAUUUGUCUACUGCGGACGUUUCUCACUUUUAAUAUCCAUAUACUGAGAUAUCUGUUUGUAUUUUAAUUUUUGUGUUUGAAUCCCUUUUUUAAAAUAAAUGUAAAUGAUUUUCUAAUCUA
Messenger RNA from Gasterosteus aculeatus aculeatus (three-spined stickleback), 2383 nucleotides. It is a transcript of the gene lsp1a, whose product is annotated as lymphocyte specific protein 1 a. Gene Ontology annotation, biological process: muscle contraction. Gene Ontology annotation, molecular function: actin binding; calmodulin binding; myosin binding. NCBI's taxonomy places the organism in Eukaryota, Metazoa, Chordata, Actinopteri, Perciformes, Gasterosteidae. The record is from RefSeq and is a predicted model, not a curated record.